UGUUGACACCUGCCACAAGUCGCGCGGCCGCCGGCGCGAGCGGACGUGUGUGUUGUGUCUCCCCUGUGACACUUGUGACGCCUGUGACGUAUGUGGAAUACUGUGAGGAGUUUGGCCUACGAUGAUGAGUAAAAUGCUUGCACCACGGCCGGACAUCCAUCAUGUGAGUUCGACAUGAAUCUGAGCAGCUUCGUCCUCUACAUCGCUAGCCUGCUCUGGCUUGACUUCACGGAUGCUAAAAUUGGCUACUUCUGGCACAUAACCGAUCUUCAUUAUGACCCGUUCCACAACUCCCAGGAGUUCCAUAGAGGAUGCAAGCACAAUCGCGGUAACAGCGAGCACAGCCAUCGGAAUGGGCGACACCGCGACCACACGUGCGACAGCUCGUGGCCGCUCAUACAGAGCGCCGCCGCUUUCAUGGCCGAGCGACACCCGGACACGCUGGAAUUCGUGCUCUGGACAGGGGAUAUUCUGUCAUCUUCGAUGGAGCACCUUACCGAGGAGAUCAAGUUAGAAGCAGUUCGGAACGUGACUGACGUGCUGAGCAGGACCUUCAGCAGUCAGUUCGUGUUCCCAGCGUUGGGUCACAACGACCCCCCGCCGUCGCGACGGUUGGUCGACAUGUGGAUGCAGUGGCUCCCCACGGAGGCACUACAGACUUUCAUUACAGGUGGUUACUACACUAUCGAACAGUCUCAUAGCAAGUUGAGAAUAAUAGUGUUGAACAGUGUUCUGUGGGCGGGCGGAGCCGCUAAGACCGAGGGGCCGCACAAAGGUCGCGCUCAGUGGGAGUGGCUCGAACACGUGCUAAGUAAAGCGAGGAGAAAAAGUGAAAUGGUGUACAUAGUAGCGCACGCAGGCCCAGGUGUAGAGGAGCGUCACACCGCUGGAAGUUCCACCGCUGCGGGUGGAGGGGAGCUCACCCCCACCGCCAACGCGCGGCUGCUGCACGUCAUACGCGCCUUCAGUGACGUCAUCGCGGGGCAGUUCUACGGGCACAGACACGCGGACACGUUUAGACUUAUAUAUAGUGAAGGUCGUCCAGUAUCCUGGGCGCUCUUGACCCCUUCCGUCACCCCACGAGGUGCUGGCAGCAUGUCCAACCCUGGCCUAAGACUGUACAAAUUCGACUCCAAUAAUGGAAAAGUGUUGGACUACACCCAGUAUUAUUUAGACGUGAGCCACCCGCAGGGGGAGCUGCACUGGGCGGUGGAAUACAACGUGACACAGUACUAUGGCCUGCGGGAGAUAAGCCCCGCGUCGCUCGACACGCUCGCCGAGAAAAUACGCCACGGCCACGAUAGGAGCUUACUGACCAAAUAUCUAACAGCGUUACGCGUCCGUCACGUAACGGACACGGAGUGCGACACGGCGUGCGUCCACGUGCACUACUGCGCCAUCACGCGCGCGGACUUCCACGAGUUCCGGACGUGCGUGCGGAACCCGGCGUCCGCGCUGGCGUCCCGCGCGCCGCAUAAAUCCGCCGCCAUGUUGUUGUACGCCAUCUUGAUUUUAAUAUCUUCCUAGGCUUCAUGAAGUUGCGGUGGGUUUCAUUGUUUCAACUGCCUUAGGUGGGGCGAAGAGCACCGUAGGGUUAUAGUGGGCUGAACCCGCGCCUGGGGAAUCCAAACUUCGGCUGAUGUCCCCAAUCCGCCGGGGAUACUUACCUGAAGCAUUUUCUCACAAAAAAGCCCCUUAGUAAUUAGCCUCUCCCACACUCCUACUCGGUACCGAGAAGAGGGUGAAGCACUUAUAAGGCAAGGACACACUCAAGAAUCAGCCUCUCCAUUUUUAAUUUGACUGUUGAGUGUGAAGCUUCCUUAAUAAAUUAAUUAUUAUUAGUUCUCAGAUGAUACUUGUUCCUCCAUAUGAUAGUGCGUUAUUUAUGUAAAUACGAAUUAUUAUUUAUUGAAACAUCAUCCCAAGAAUGAUCUUGAGCCUAAUGUUAGCGAUGAGAGCGGUUUAUUAUUACACACCCUAACGCUAAAAAAGUGUAAUGAUAAAGUAUCUGCGACACAGUAGCGUGUUGCCAAGUCGCAAGCUUACGUUUUUGUGGAUAAAGACAAGAACAGUAUUAUUUCUCGCGUUAAAACUACUAAUCUACAAAAAUUUUACCUUUGGUUCUAAUGAGUUAGUGACUACAUCUGAAGUUUAGCAUUAUUAUUAGAUGUACAUCUACGAAAGCUACACAAGUUUUGGAGUUUCGUGUUUUUAUGUUCGGCUUUGUAAUAUUUUCCUGUUAAUAUAGUUAUUUUUCUAGACAUAUCAACUGUGCAUUUAUAGUAGGUAACUAUUAUAAUCCAUAUAGGUAAUACUUAAAAACAAUAAUUGUUAGGUAAAUCAGCUUCUUUUUAGAUGAGCUGCCUGGAACUUCAGAUUUAAAGAUGUUAAAUUAGCCAACUAUUUAAAUGUACAUAUCAGGCUCUUCAUAAUAUUUUGUUUUUAAAUCGGCGUUCAGUUUUUGUUACUACCUACUCUUUUGACCAUUUUAAGAUUGUAUUUUUACUUUGAUUGUAUUGUAAAUCAGCCUAUCAGACUCUUUUAAGCAAGAUUUUAAAAACAAUCAUAUAUACACUAAAUAAUAUUGUACAGUAGUUUUCAGCUAUUACGUAAUGUUAAAUAUUUUGAGAAUUAUAAG
Aricia agestis (brown argus) is the source of this 2638-nucleotide messenger RNA. RefSeq names its product acid sphingomyelinase-like phosphodiesterase 3a. The record is from RefSeq and is a predicted model, not a curated record. The coding region runs from base 175 to 1527 and encodes 450 amino acids. Lineage: Eukaryota; Metazoa; Arthropoda; Insecta; Lepidoptera; Lycaenidae. The transcript has 10 exons.